GUGGAGAUCGGGACGUUUUUGGGGUACAGCGCGAUCGCGACGGCGAUGCGGUUUAAGAGCGCGAGGGCGAGGAUGCUGUGCGUCGAGUACGAGGCGCGACACGCGGAGGUGGCGCGAUGGGCGCUCGCGUACGCGGGGCUGGACGAUCGGGUGCGAGUGCUGACGGCGGCGGGAUCGGAGGCGGUGGGGGACGCGCGCGCGUUCGUGGAGAGCGUGAAGGGGGUCGGGACGACGGAGGGCGCGGAUGUGUUGUUUCUCGAUCACGCGAAGGAGCGGUAUUUGCCGGAUUUGAAGUUGUACGAAGACGCGGGCGUGGUUCGUCGGGGGACGAUCGUCGUCGCGGAUAACGUCGUGUAUCCGGGCGCGCCGGGGUAUUUAGAGUACGUCGAUUCGAGCGCGGGUCGGUACGACACGCAUUUAUUGGAGGCGAUGUUUGAGUAUGAGCAGGUGUGGAAGGGCGAAGAG
This is a messenger RNA of Ostreococcus lucimarinus CCE9901, 465 nucleotides long. RefSeq lists its product with no specific name. Lineage: Eukaryota; Viridiplantae; Chlorophyta; Mamiellophyceae; Mamiellales; Bathycoccaceae. The annotation marks the transcript as partial. Gene Ontology annotation, molecular function: O-methyltransferase activity. The record is from RefSeq and is a predicted model, not a curated record. The transcript has a single exon.